AUGAAGUUUCCCCAGGGCUGUGACUGUGACCGCGCCGGCCGCCGCCGCCGGCCGCCCGCCCUCCGCGCCGCCGCCGCCGCCGCCGCCUUACCGCUGCUGCUCCUCCUGCUGCUGCCGCGGGCCGCCGCCGCCCCGCUGUCCGCCGCCGAUUCCUCGGGGGAGGCCGAGCUGGAGGAGGCGGCGGUGCGGCGGGCGCCGCUGGCCGACUGCGUGCGGGUGGCCCGGCUGCUGCACACCCGGGCGGCCCAGCUGCAGGAGGAGAUGUGUGAGAAGUUUACCGUCUGCGCGAACAGCAUGGAAAUGCUCGUCCAGAACAACCUCAACCUCCCCAGGGUGACGGAGGAAGAUGGGUGUCUGCUCGCCGGCUUCGAUGAGGAUAAAUGCUUGAGGAAAAUCUCCAGCGGGCUUUACACGUUUCAGACAUACCUUGAAUACAUACAAGAAACUUUUACUAGUGAAAAGCAAAACGUUGAAUCACUGUGCUAUAGUACAGAGCACCUGGCACAUACCAUAAGACGGAUGGUGAUCAAUCCCGAUGAAGUGAUCAUCCCGGACUCAGCUACCCAGGAAUCCCUCCGCGCAAAGCUGAAGUCUGAUAAGAGCUGGAUAGAGAAAAUCACCACCCACCUCAUCCUCCGAGACUUUACUUCAUUUAUGGAGAAAACCGUGAGGGCCAUUCGCUAUUUGAAAAAUACCAGGAGUUUCAGUGUCUGAAUGUUUUAAUUCAGGCACAAUCCUUUGUUACAAAUCUGUCAUGUGGCAGAUGACAGUGUUGUUCUGUUUUAAGAACCAGAAAUAGUUACAAUGGUUUGCAUUUAUAUACAUUCUCAUUUCCUUCUAGGAACCUAUUUAUUGUAUUUAAAAUAUUUAUUCUUUUCUAA
Molecule: messenger RNA, 881 nt
Organism: Gymnogyps californianus (California condor)
Lineage: Eukaryota; Metazoa; Chordata; Aves; Accipitriformes; Cathartidae
Gene: IL6
Product: interleukin 6
Exons: 4
Coding region: 1-714 (237 amino acids)
Biological process (GO): T-helper 17 cell lineage commitment; positive regulation of cell population proliferation; immune response
Cellular component (GO): extracellular region
Molecular function (GO): interleukin-6 receptor binding; cytokine activity; growth factor activity
Source: RefSeq, a predicted model, not a curated record